AUGUAUGGUGCCUGCAGGCCCAUGUCCCAUGCAGUGAUGAAUUACCCUACAGCCAGAGGUCUGAGCACUGAACUCUUCCUGACUACGAAUCUCCAGGUGCAGCUCCAGCCACAAGACAUGUCCUGCUACGACCAGUGCCUGCCCUGCCAGCCCUGCGGCCCAACCCCGCUGGCCAACAGCUGCAAUGAGCCCUGUGUCCAGCAGUGCCAGGACUCCAGAGUUGUCAUUGAGCCCCCAGCUGUGGUGGUGACCCUGCCCGGCCCCAUCCUCAGCUCCUUCCUGCAGAACACCGCGGUGGGAUCCUCCACCUCUGCUGCCGUUGGCAGCAUCCUCAGCUCUCAGAGAGUGCCCAUCAGCUCCGGGGGCUUUGGUCUCUCUGGCUUGGGCAGCGGUUUCUGUGGCACGAGGAGGCGUUUCCCCUGCUAA
Columba livia (rock pigeon) is the source of this 426-nucleotide messenger RNA. RefSeq names its product feather keratin 1. Gene Ontology annotation, cellular component: intermediate filament. Gene Ontology annotation, molecular function: structural constituent of cytoskeleton. The transcript is spliced from 2 exons. Lineage: Eukaryota; Metazoa; Chordata; Aves; Columbiformes; Columbidae. Bases 1 to 426 code for a protein of 141 amino acids. The record is from RefSeq and is a predicted model, not a curated record.